Messenger RNA from Ectocarpus siliculosus, 1122 nucleotides. The record is from the annotation of a GenBank genome assembly. Lineage: Eukaryota; Phaeophyceae; Ectocarpales; Ectocarpaceae.
AUGGGCUGGCGGGCGUGGAGCCGGAGGGGCGGCGCGAUCGCUUCCGCUUCGCGCGGGGGCUGCUUCGGGCCUCAGGAAGAACGAGCGCGGCACGGGGGUGGCGGCACCGGGGCCCUCCGACACAUCGCGAGCGCGUACCUCCAGUCGGACCAGCUGUUGGGGGGUGUGUGCGGGGGGCGUAAGGCGGUGGCGUUUGCGAUAUCCCUUACCAGGGAGGGGAACCACCUGGACGGCGCUGCCGUCCUUGCCGCUUCCAUCGACGCGGCCUGUGAGACGUCGGAGUUCCUGUGCGAUCUGGUGGCGUUCUUGCACGACGAGAUCGGGCUUGGGACAGAGAACCUUCUGCGGCGAUUGGGCUUCCGGGUGAUGAGACCCGGGCUUCCCCUGAGUCUCGAUGAGAUCGAGGAUCCGGUGACAAGGGGGAGGAUUGCGAAGGGCGGCUGCUGCGGCCUGGCGGAGCUCAUGAAGCUCUUCGCGUACACGCUCACGGAAUACCACCGCGUCGUCCACCUGGACACCGACACCAUCGUGCUACAGCCGUUGGAUGCCUUGCUCGACGCGGAGGAGUCCCUGCUGUACACGGCCGACAUCAACAUGGGCAGUUCCUACACCCCCGUGAUGCCGGUGCAGGGAGGAUUUCUCGUCGUGCGCCCGGAUCCCGAGGUGUUCCAAGACCUCGUCCAGAUCGUCAAGAGGACCUCCUUCUAUCCGUCGAAAGGGUGGGGGGGCAGCAUGAUCGGUCUUUUCUGGGGAGGCGUCAACGUGCAGGGGAUUCUGCCGUACUACUACGAGCGCCGGGCUCCUGCGGGCGUCUUGUACAGAUCGGUGGACCGGAGCGUGUACAACAACAUGGUCGACAGGCCCAGCUGCCAGGCUGUCGACAUUUCUCAAGUCAGGAGUGCCCACUUCACCAAUUGCCAGAAGCCGUGGGAGUGCCUGUACCCACAUCCGAAGCAACCGCUUUGCUCACGCCUGGCGGAGCGAUGGUUCGAGAUGCGAACCCUGGCGGAAAGCGCGCUGGAGCUGCCGCACAAGGAAGCCUGCCCGACGGGAUUCCGGUCGGAAUACACCCCGAUAACGCUGCUAGCGCCGAAGUCUUCCGAAGAGCCUCACGGGCCUUGA